UCAGUUUUGAGAUUUAUAUAUAAAUAUAUACAGUAGAUUAAGUUAUUAUAGUCAAAUAUGUCUUGCAUAGAUUAUAGACCAUCUGGUGAGGAAGUGGUAAGAGGGGUAGACUAAAAGCAAAGCGAUUGGCUCAUGCUGGGGACCAACAUGACCUGUUUGUUGAAGAUGCACUGGUCUCCGGAGCACGCAGCCCCCUUAUCCCAGUGGCCUGAGCAGCACCUAGAUGUCACCUCUACCACCUCACCCCCUUCUGCCCACAAACACGACCCCUAUGCUGCUGCUCGCCGCAGCUAUGCCCCCGCAGGUUACCCCUGGGCCAGCGAUGACAUAUCAGCUCUCACUGCCUCUUCUCUGCUCAAACGCUAUGCUGAAAAAUACUCAGGACUGGAGCUGCCCUAUGAGCGGGCUGCCUCAGGAGCCUACUCAGAGCCUGGAACUUUCCUGAAAACUGAAUCUGAGCCCUGGACACUGGGUCAGGGCAUGGAGUGUUACCCUGGUCUGGAGGCCUUAACAGGCACUAAACCAGGUGCUGCAUCUGUGGGUGUCCCAGCCACAGGAAGUGUGACAGUAGUGAGCAGUAACUUGGGCUCUGACCCAGGCUACAGCAGCGCUGGCUCUUGCAGUGCCCCCUCAUCUCAGGAAUAUCCUCCUGCCUACAAUAGCACCUACCUGUCCUCAGGAUACUGCCCUCAGCCCAGCGCAGCACUUCCCCCUGCUCCUCUACACUCUCUACAGGCCGCACCCGCUCUGAUGCCCAGCUACAGUCCCAGCACCCCUGUCUACAACUACCCUCCAGGGUGCUACCCUCACACCCAGACUAGCUUGGCCUCUGGAUAUAGCCACCCCAGUGCCUCCUACCUGCCCUCUGGGCUUAGUGCCCCAACUCCACUGGCCCCUAGGCCCACUGUGGUGGGGGGCAGUUACGGCUACCCCACUCACAGCCUGGGAGGGAGCUCUGAGACGGGGGUGCCACUCAAACGCAAGGCCUUUGAAAUGGCAGAAGAAGGAGAGGAAGGAGGAGAGGUGGAAGGCUCACGCUACAGAAAGUAUGGUAACGGCCACGGAAACAGUCACAGCAAAGGCCACGGCAAUGGGCACGGCAAUGGCUAUGAUAUGAGCGGCUCAGCCUCAGACCCGCAGGCCUACAAACCUGGAAAACCCCUGAUGUCUCCCCCAUAUGGUGGGGCAGGGGACUACAGCCCACCAUCAGGCCUGGCUGGGGAGAGCGGAUCAGGGGAGCACAACUUUCCGCACCAGCAGAGAAUGUCUAUGAAGAUACCUGCAUCGCAUGCACGAUCUGAGGACCCCACUGGAGGGCGCUGACAGCUCAGGUUGGCAUUUGAGAGGAACAAGCUUCUAGUCCCUCACUCUUUAAAACCAACCAUGGUUGUUAGCUCAGAUGACUUUGGAGGAAAAACGCCGGAUUUGGCAAUGAGAGGUUUGAUUUGACUAGUGAACGCAAGAGGGCACAAGACUGGUAUCUCCUGCUCAUCUUUAACAUUUUCAUUAUUCAAAUUUCUCCAAAGAGUCACAGGGGCAUUUCGCCCUAUAAGGUUAUGGUAAGGGUUAGGGAUUGGGUUUUACGUAUACUCUACAUAGAUGUAUUAAGGCAGUCUAAAUGUAUGAGUGACUGUUUCUCUCAGGAUCCUAUUUAUUUCCUUUCUGCUACUGUAACAGCAUUACUGCAAUGUUGCUGUUUUAGAAGUUGGUGAUAAUAUAUGUGGCCAUUAUAUAUGUAAAGGGCCUUUGACUGCAAUACCUUCUACCACACCACAAGAAUCAUUUCAGACCAAAAACGAAGGAGAGCAAUAACUGAAAUGGUGUGAUUGCCAUACUACUUCAGCACAAUCACUGCUACUUUACAAGCUGAUUCCAAGGCUUGGUGCCUCAUUUGGCUUUGAGAAAUGAAUGUUUCCCCGCUCAGCCCUCGCUUCCCCCCCUUACAUUACAUAUUCUUGACUUUUUCUUUAUUUCCUUAACCCUUAUUCUCUCUGUUUCUUCAUCCUUCAACCCUGCCUUUUGUUCACAUUCUUUUUCACUGUUCAAGUACUUUCAUUCUUCUUCAGUUAAUUCAUACCAAGCUGCUUAUCAAAUGAUUAGGUAGUAAUACAAAAAGCCGCCCUGUGGAUUUUUUUUUUUUUUUUAGGUUUAAACAAAGAGUGUGGGAAUAAUCUGAGAUUUUAUGCUCAUUUUGAAAAUUUAUUUAGCAUCGACAAAAAGGACAGAAUAUAUGCAGAUCUUCUUCAAAGCGUGUUGUUUACAUGCAGAUUUUCAACGUCUAAUCCCAAAACUAAGAGGUAUAUUUUCAAAAGAACACAAGAGUAAUGUACAGUGACGCCUGAUCCAGCCUUUGCCUUGUCUGCACCAAUUUAAAAGUAAUAAUGACUAGACGAAUCAAUCAAAGAAAAAACAAAACAACCAUUACAUAAUUCACCAAAAAAUCUGUUAAGUGUUAAUCCUCACUCAUCUGAGAAGGACAGAUGCAUGACCCAGAUGGAUAGACAUGCAGUGAUGUGCAUGCAGGUUACAGUGGAGAAGUAAUUUCUUAUGAGUGAGUGCCUCUUUUCAUUUCUACUCCACGUUCCAUUCUUAUGAAAAUAUACCUGUUUGUCUGCCCGCAUUUUCCUUUUUCUCAAUAUGCAUUCUUUUUACUUUUGCCUCUCAAAAGGACGAUUUAUAGUCUUGUUAUUGAAUACUCAGGAAGAUUAUUGUUACCUCAGAAUGAAAAUGAAAAAAUAAGAAUGUAUGUAUUACCUUAGGGUGUUUUUUAGGGAGCUUUAUGGAGCAAGAUGAUAACAGAGUCAUGGCUUUGUUUCUUGAAGAGUAAAACAUACAGUCUGAACACUUCAGGGAAACAACAAACUUAUAGCGCCUUCGAUAUUUACAGGAGAAUACACACACACACACACACACACACACACACACAUU
This is a messenger RNA of Myripristis murdjan (pinecone soldierfish), 2928 nucleotides long. RefSeq names its product putative fidgetin-like protein 2. Bases 133 to 1323 code for a protein of 396 amino acids. The transcript is spliced from 2 exons. NCBI's taxonomy places the organism in Eukaryota, Metazoa, Chordata, Actinopteri, Holocentriformes, Holocentridae. The record is from RefSeq and is a predicted model, not a curated record.